AUGGAAGAUGUGUAUAAAAGAUGUGUGGAUCCUUCUUGUUUUGAUAGGGAUCCUUCCAUUAAGUUAAACCGUCAAUAUCCUCCUGAUAGAGGUGAACUUGGCAACGCCGGUUGGCUUUUCCUACACACUUUAGCUUCAAAAUACCCUAAAACUCCUGAUGAGGAUAGUAAGUUGAAAACUUUGGCCUUUUUAUAUUCAUUUGCUGAUAUGUACCCCUGUUCAGUUUGCAGGGACAGUCUGGUUGACAUUUAUAAACGUUUUCCACCCAGGGCUGAUUCUCGAGAAAGCCUUGUAAAGUGGACUUCAGAUAUCCAUAACUGCGUAAAUCAAGAAAUUGGAAAAGAACCUGAAAGGUACUCUUAUCAACAACUCCUGGAAAUGUACCCUCCGGACUAAUUAUUGCAUUGUUAAUACAGUACGAAAAUACGGUAAACUAAAUGUAAAAUGAUACUAAAUUACAGCCAAAUUAAGCUGAAUUAAAGAUGAAAUGAAGAUAAAACUUUAUAAAAUGGAUUCCAUAUCAUUUGGAUUAACUUCAUCAAAGCCUCUGGUGUAUUUUUCCAUGUCCUGUUCAAUGAAUUGGAACUUGCUCUUAUCGAAAUUACUAAACUCAUUGGCCAGUUCAACCUUCCCGUCGUCAUGGAGCUGGUUCGAGUAGUAUCCACAGCCAGGGUUACAGCAUACAAACACGAGCAUCAUCGCAUCAUCGGUGACUCGCUCAGGAAGCUGGAAGAAAACAGCCUUCUGGUGACCACACUUUAAACACCUCCAACGUGUAGUCCUACCCAAUGUCGGAUCCUUAACAACCAUUGGUGAUACAAAUAUAUUCUCUCUAAACAUAACGCGGUUAAUAUUUUAUCAAC
Messenger RNA from Theileria parva strain Muguga, 863 nucleotides. RefSeq names its product Erv1 / Alr family protein (gene erv1). The record is from RefSeq and is a predicted model, not a curated record. Bases 1 to 396 code for a protein of 131 amino acids. Gene Ontology annotation, molecular function: flavin adenine dinucleotide binding; flavin-dependent sulfhydryl oxidase activity. The transcript has 2 exons. Gene Ontology annotation, cellular component: mitochondrion. NCBI's taxonomy places the organism in Eukaryota, Apicomplexa, Aconoidasida, Piroplasmida, Theileriidae.